This is a messenger RNA of Miscanthus lutarioriparius, 450 nucleotides long. The record is from the annotation of a GenBank genome assembly. NCBI's taxonomy places the organism in Eukaryota, Viridiplantae, Streptophyta, Magnoliopsida, Poales, Poaceae.
AUGCAGAGCCAGGAGCUCCAUGGGUCUGAACCGGUCGGAGCAGCCGGUAGAAAGAAGCAGAAAAGAUCGGCUGAUCCGUCGGGACGCGAGGAACCUGACGACGACGGCGGCGGCGGCGACGAGCCGCCCCGACGAAGCAGAAACACGAAGGCCGCGCAGACGUCGACGACGACGUCCGCCAUUCGUGGCCUGCUGCGCGACUUCUUCGAGCAGCAGCUCCGCCUGGAUGUGCAGCGUCAGGAGAUGAUGGCGAGGCAGGCGCAGGAGCGGCUGUUCUUCGAAGAGCAAUGGCGCCAAUCGAUGCGGAGGAUAGAGCAGGAGAGACUGAUGCUGGAGCAGGCAUGGGUGGAGCGCGAGGAGCAGAGGAGGAUGAGGGAGGAGGACAGGGCUGAGAGAAGGGAUGCGCUUCUGACAAGCUUGCUGACCAGGCUCUUGCAAGGAGAUCUCUAG